CGACUGUACUUCCAGAUGCUGAUACUUCAGGGACGAAUUGAAACUAUCUUGAAGACAUAAAAGUGAGUGGACGUCGGUUCAUGAACAUGUGACACUAAAGUGUGGAGCAGCAGCCAGGAUGAUCCCAGUGGGUGAAUUCAGAAACUUCGGUGCAGAGCAGAACGCAAAGUAUCGGGUCCUGAAACCGUGGUGGGAUGUUUUCUCAGAGUACCUGUGCAUUGCUAUGCUUAUGAUUGGAGUCUUUGGGUGCACCUUGCAGCUCACCCAAGACAAGAUUGCUUGCCUACCCAGCCACUUCACCAGCCCGACACCUGAAGCUAUUGACUGCAGCCACAUCCGGACUUACAGGGAGAAUGAGACGUCGCAGCACACUGUGGAGAGACCUGUCAACCCCAUUAUCCAGGAGGUGGUUGGUCGCAAGAACAACCUAGACAUCCACCAAUACGAGUUUGUCAACCACUAUUGCUACGAGAGGUUUGUCCACUGGUUUGCAAAGUUCUUCCCGUACCUCGUUGUGAUCCACACUAUGAUCUUCAUGGUAGCAAGCAGCUUCUGGUUCAAGUUCCCUGGGACGUCUUCUAAAAUUGACCUCUUUGUUACCAUCCUCGGGAAGUGCUUUGAUUCGCCCUGGACCACAAGGGCCCUUAGUGAAGUUUCUGAGGAAAGAGGAGAGGAAAAGCUGGUUAGUUGGAGGAGGAACACCAUGUCAAAAGAUCCCACAGAUCGACAAGCAGACGAUGAGGAGAUUGUAGGGCUUCUUCGCUCCUCGUCUGUCAGGUCUAAUCCAGAGAAGAAAAGUCCAGAGCCUCAGUCUGCCCCCUCUGUCUUGGAUAAGAAGGAAGGAGAGCAGGCCAAAGCUCUGUUUGAAAAAGUGAAGAAGUUCAGAACUCAUGUAGAGGAAGCAGACAUCUUGUAUCUCAUGUAUGUGCUACAGACAUUAGUGAAAGUCUUCAAGUUCCUUUUAAUCAUUAUCUACACUGCUGUGCUGGUGCCAAACAUUGAGAUAGUAGUGCGCUGUUCUGUUCCUCCUGAUCUGACUGGUUUUGAUAUCUAUUGCUGUAACCACAACAAAGCCCAUCUUUUCUCCAAGCUUGCUUACUUAUAUAUUUUCUUUGUGGGAGUGUAUGGACUUCUGUGCAUCUACACCCUCUACUGGCUGUUACAUAGACCUCUGAAGGAGUACUACUUUGAGCAGGUCCGACUAGAGACGGGUAUUAACGACAUACCGGAUGUGAAGAAUGACUUUGCCUUCCUCCUGCACCUUGUGGAUCAAUAUGAUGCUCUUUACUCCAAAAGAUUUGCUGUCUUUCUCUCUGAGGUCAGUGAGAGCCACCUCCAUCAGCUCAAUCUCAAUUAUGAGUGGACCACCAACAAGCUGCGUACCCGUCUCACCAGGAACACCAGUAACCAGUUGGAGCUCCACCUGAUAAUGUUGCCGGGGCUCCCCGACACAGUCUUUGAGAUUACUGAAGUGGAAUCCCUCAAACUAGAGCAAGUUAAAAAUGUCACCAUCCCAGCUAGUGUGGCAAAGCUAGACUUUCUUCGGGAGUUAUCGCUGAUCUUCUGCCCUGCAAAGAUCCACCUGCCUGCCCUGAACCACCUCAAGGAACAUUUAAAGGUUCUACAUCUAGCUUUUGAAAGUUUAGAAGAGGUGCCUGUGUGGAUGUACACCCUGCAUGGCCUGGAGGAGUUACAUCUCAAUGGACCUUUAACCAAUGACGUCUCCAGAAGUGCCUCUCUGGACUCCCUUCGAGAGCUUAGAGCUCUGCGAAUCCUGUCUCUUCGUUCCAGCCUUACUAAAAUCCCACCCGGAGUAGUGGAUGUUGCGUUGCAGCUGCAGCGGUUGUGCAUCCAUAAUGAAGGAGUCAAGCUCCAAGCUUUCAGCAGCCUGAAAAAGUUAACCAACAUAGUCUCAUUGGAGUUAGUGGGCUGCCAGUUGGAGCGCAUCCCAAGUGCUGUCUUCAGCCUUAACAAUCUGCAGGAGCUGGACCUGAAAGACAACAAACUUUCAACUGUGGAGGAGAUUCUGAGUUUACAGCACUGCCAACGUUUAGUGACACUCCGACUGUGGCACAACAAUAUCACUUACAUCCCCGAUCAUAUCAGUAAGCUGCGCACCCUGGAGACACUGGACAUUAGCUGGAACAAGCUACGAAAGCUUCCCUCUCGGCUGUUUUAUUGCACCAAACUCAGGCACUUGGAUGUCUCCCAUAACCAGCUCACCUCUCUUCCUCCAGAGGUGGGCAUCCUGCAAAGCCUUCAGGUCUUCUCCGCUGCUUUCAACUCUUUAGAGACGCUGCCAGAGGAGCUCUUCUCCUGUAAAAGGCUGAAGUCCUUGGCUCUUGGAAACAACUGCCUGUCGUGUCUUAGCUCCAGAGUGGCCAACCUGGCACAACUUGUCCGGCUGGAGAUUAAAGGGAACCGUCUGGAGUCUCUACCUCUGCAGAUAGGGGAUUGUCCCCUGCUGUCUCUCAGCGGACUGAUAGUAGAGGACAACCUGCUGGACCUGCUGCCUUCAGAUGUACAAAGGAGGUUGACUACUGCCUAAGUUUGAGGAGCUAAGGGCCCUCAUUGACUCAUCUUUUCUCAGUGUAGCAUGGUGGCUGAUUAGUUUGGAGAAAAGUAUUAACUGAAAUUUAAUCCAUAUCAUAUAAAAAAGGACAAAAAGGGAAACCAUAACAAAACCAGGGACCACAAACAGAUAACCAAACAUUCAAAAAUGUAUUUAUAAAAUCAGUCACUUCAAAUCUGUCAAUGAAUAAAAAAUCAACUUGCACAUGUUUUUGAAAAUGUAUUUUAUGCAUUUUCUUAAAUACUGCUUUUAAAUAAAUAUUUGAAGUGUCCUAUAAAUACCUGACUGCAUUAAUUUUUAUGUAGCUGGUUUUACUGGUGUAGAUCACACAGUAACGUAAAAUUUAACAAGAAAUAUUAUAGAUUCAAAGUCAGAUUAGUGCUGUGUGUAUGAGUCAAGGUUUGACCUUCAAAUUGCUCUGGACCAGCCUUUUCACUCAGACCCGUGUUUUGUUUACUUAAUCUUUUGUGGAUUCUUCAGAGCACAAGUCAAGGGUUUUCUAACUGCACUGAAUCAUGUUGGACAGGUUUUUACAGCGUGAAGAAGUAUUUCCCACAGUGCGGUGGCUCAUGUUGCUCCCUUUCAGACACUAAACAAGUGGAGGAAGAAAAAGCC
Molecule: messenger RNA, 3187 nt
Organism: Micropterus dolomieu (smallmouth bass)
Lineage: Eukaryota; Metazoa; Chordata; Actinopteri; Centrarchiformes; Centrarchidae
Product: volume-regulated anion channel subunit LRRC8C
Exons: 3
Coding region: 119-2548 (809 amino acids)
Molecular function (GO): protein binding
Source: RefSeq, a predicted model, not a curated record